UUUCAAAUCCCUGACUCUCUUCCAUCUCUCAAGCGCGGAGUUGUCCUCUCUCAUCUUCAGCAGCCGCUGAAACCCUCAAACCCUAGAUCGAGAGAGAUCUAGAGAGCAAUCCAAUCGCAAUCCAUGGCGUCUCGCCGUGUCCUCUCCUCUCUCCUCCGAUCAUCAUCUCGCCGAUCCAAACCCUCCUUCUCUAACCCUAGACCCCCUCUCCCGCGCCCCUCUCCCCGCCAACCCACCCAGCCUCCUCGCUCUCCCGUCGCCGUCGAGUACGCCACGCCUAGCACGCCAGCCAGCGCCGCUCCGUGCGAAUCCGCGUGCGUCAAGGGCCCCGCUCCCAGCGGGAAGAUCACCGAUGAGUUCACCGGAGCUGGAUCGAUCGGAAAGAUCUGCCAGGUCAUCGGUGCCGUCGUCGACGUGAGGUUCGAUGAGGGGCUGCCUCCGAUCUACACGGCGCUCGAGGUUCUGGAUCGGGAGGAGAGGUUGGUUCUCGAGGUCGCCCAUCAUUUGGAGGAGAAUGUUGUGAGGACGAUCGCUAUGGAUCUCACUGAUGGGCUCGUUCGAGGAGGGAAGGUCUUGAACACUGGAUCUCCUAUCACCGUGCCUGUUGGUCGUGCAACUCUUGGACGCAUUAUGAAUGUUAUUGGGGAACCCAUUGAUGAAAGGGGUGAUAUUAAAACAAACCAUUUCCUUCCAAUCCACAGGGAACCCCCUUCUUUUGUGGAGCAGGCUACUGAACAAGAGAUCCUUGUCACUGGAAUUAAGGUUGUCGAUCUGCUUGCACCCUACCAGAGAGGAGGAAAGAUUGGGCUUUUUGGUGGUGCUGGUGUGGGGAAGACUGUGCUUAUUAUGGAACUUAUCAACAAUGUUGCUAAAGCUCAUGGUGGUUUCUCCGUCUUUGCUGGUGUUGGAGAACGUACCCGUGAAGGCAAUGACUUGUACAGGGAGAUGAUGGAGAGUGGUGUCAUUAAGCUAGGAGACAAGCAGAGUGAGAGCAAAUGUGCUCUUGUUUAUGGGCAAAUGAACGAGCCCCCUGGUGCCCGUGCUCGUGUUGGACUGACUGGACUUACAGUUGCUGAGCACUUCCGUGAUGCUGAAGGGCAAGAUGUGCUUCUUUUCAUUGAUAACAUCUUCCGUUUCACCCAAGCAAAUUCUGAAGUGUCUUCACUUCUUGGGCGUAUUCCGUCUGCUGUCGGUUACCAACCAACACUAAGUACUGAUAUUGGAGGACUUCAAGAGAGGAUUACGACAACAAAGAAGGGUUCCAUUACCUCUGUACAAGCUAUUUAUGUGCCUGCAGAUGACUUGACUGAUCCUGCUCCUGCAACUACCUUUGCCCAUCUUGAUGCAACAACUGUGUUAUCUCGACAGAUUUCAGAGCUUGGUAUAUAUCCUGCUGUGGAUCCGCUUGAUUCUACAUCUAGAAUGCUUUCUCCUAAUGUCUUGGGAGAAGAGCACUACAAUACUGCUCGUGGUAUUCAAAAGGUUCUCCAGAACUACAAGAACCUUCAAGAUAUUAUUGCAAUUUUGGGAAUGGAUGAGCUUAGUGAAGAAGAUAAACUGACUGUUGCUCGUGCUCGAAAGAUCCAGCGAUUUUUGAGCCAGCCUUUCCAUGUUGCCGAAGUGUUCACGGGUGCACCUGGAAAGUACGUUGAUAUUACAGAAAGUGUCAAUAGCUUCCAGGGUGUCCUUGAUGGAAAGUAUGAUGACCUGCCAGAGCAAUCAUUUUACAUGGUUGGAGGAAUUGAGGAGGUUGUUGCCAAGGCCGAGAGGCUUGCAAAGGAGAAUGCUUAACCAAAAGGGGAUGUUUAUUUUGAGCGCGUGUAAUAAUCUUAAAAUGGAUGCAAGCAUCCAAAAGGAGAUUAAUUUUUUUUUGCGAGGUCAUAAACAUCAGUCCUGUUUUGAUCUAGGUUUUGAUUUGAUGAGAGCAACUGGCUGUUUUCCUCUAUUUUUUUUUCAGUCCAAUAAGAAUGCUAACAUUGUGUUUACUUUUUCUUGCAUGUGAAAUACAUCCCUUUCAAUUAUAUAUAUAAUUCGAAUGACUUUUAGUUGGGCAUCAUAA
Molecule: messenger RNA, 2059 nt
Organism: Asparagus officinalis (garden asparagus)
Lineage: Eukaryota; Viridiplantae; Streptophyta; Magnoliopsida; Asparagales; Asparagaceae
Product: ATP synthase subunit beta, mitochondrial-like
Biological process (GO): proton motive force-driven mitochondrial ATP synthesis; proton transmembrane transport
Molecular function (GO): ATP binding; ATP hydrolysis activity; proton-transporting ATP synthase activity, rotational mechanism
Source: RefSeq, a predicted model, not a curated record